This is a messenger RNA of Parnassius mnemosyne (clouded apollo), 453 nucleotides long. NCBI's taxonomy places the organism in Eukaryota, Metazoa, Arthropoda, Insecta, Lepidoptera, Papilionidae. The record is from the annotation of a GenBank genome assembly.
AUGGCUGCAUCAGAAGUGCAAGGAGAUGAAUGGGAUUUACCAUGCUCAGACGAUGAAUUAUCCAAGACCGGAAUAUUCAUUGGCAAAAGUUGGAUGCCUGAUCCUACAGAAUUAGAAGAAUUGUACAAAACAAUUGAAAAAACAGGGACUUUGUCCUUAGAAUGGAAAUGCCCAGGCCGACGAGCACCAUCUCCUGUACCAGUUAGCAAGGAAAACCAACCUGAAAUACCUGUGUCUCCUAUAAGAGAAGAAAAGUCUGAUUUUGAUUUCAUGGAUGAAGUCAGUUCAUUGCGUUUGCGUGUUCGUAGAGAAGGAGAAGACACAUUAAGAGGUUCUGCAAAGAAGAAAACUACUUCUUUUGAUGGAAUUUUGUCUAAUAUGAUAAGGCAUAAGAGGAUAGAGCAGUUGGAGAAACAGGCAAAUACUCCAUCAUCAUCUCCCAACAAUGCUUGA